This is a messenger RNA of Nannizzia gypsea CBS 118893, 1686 nucleotides long. RefSeq lists its product as hypothetical. The coding region runs from base 1 to 1686 and encodes 561 amino acids. Lineage: Eukaryota; Fungi; Ascomycota; Eurotiomycetes; Onygenales; Arthrodermataceae. The transcript is spliced from 2 exons. Gene Ontology annotation, molecular function: protein binding. The record is from RefSeq and is a predicted model, not a curated record.
AUGGGGUUCUUCAAACGGCUACGAGCAAAGACGAAAAGUCGCGGGUCGAAAAAGGAUGUGUAUGGAGAACAAGAGCAGGAUCAGUAUCCUCAGUAUGCGCAGUAUGCGAAGCAGCCGGGAGGGAGCUUUGGUCGGCGGCCGGCGCGAGACUAUACGAAGACGCUGCCGCCGAAUGUGAUGUCGAAUAUCUUCUAUCAAGUAUGUCCGCAUGUGCUGGAUACGUCGCUGACGUCGUCGGAGGAGUCUAUGACGGAGGAUGGGUGUAUGCUGUGCGACAUGCGUGACCUGGCGCAUGCUGCGCUGGUGUGCACUCACUGGUACGGCAUAGCGCAGAAUCUACUAUACCAGCAUAUACGCAUUGAUGCGGUGCACUACUGCGAACUGGAGAUCGAGCUGGCGGCGAAGCGCAAGAAGAACUCGUUUCUCAACCACAAUGCCGAACCGCUGGAUGCGCCGCGGACCCGGCUACUGCUGCUGAUGCGGACGGUGCGCGACUCACGAGCGCUGGGAUCGAUGGUGAAGUCGCUACGGAUGCCGUACAUGACGCGUGAAGCAAGCAAGAGCGAACUUGCACGAACGAUAUCAGUGCUCCCCAACCUCCGCUACGUCGACCUGCCGGCCGGGUUCUUCAGCGACGACGCAUCCUCACAUACUCUGAAACAGGAACUGCUGGCUCGAUGCCCGGACAUCAGACGAAUGAAGUUUGCCAAGGGGUCGGAGAGCAGUUUCUCACGCCUGCCCAAGGUCAAGGGGUGGCCUAACCUGGAGGUGCUGGAGCUUUCGGGGCUGAACAUGGAAACCAACCUGCUGCGUACGCUACUGGGGUACUUUGAGCGCCUUACCGAGCUGAGAUUCGAGGAUAUGCCGUGGUUGGAAGACACGGUGUUUAAGUCCGUGCCUACGCUACCUCCCUUGCCGGCACUGCAGCGCCUCACACUCACGGACACACCGAAGAUAACAAGCCGCGGACUGUCAUGGUAUCUGAACAGCAACCCGCAAACCCGCCAUGCGCUCCGACACUUAUCAAUGGUCAACACGGGCGUGGAACCACAACGACUACAUGAAGUACUGGCCCAGGCACCACUGCUCUCCAGCCUCUCAAUGCAGCAGGAAGUCACACACGAGUUCCCACCGGACUACGUACCGCCGCUGACCUCCAACUCGCUGCGUCUGCUUCACUACGAAAUCACCUCUGAGUACUCGGGAACGGCUUCCUUUGGCGCCCAGGCCCUCUCGACCUCAUACUACACCUACCUCAUGUCCUCGCUGCUGACGGGUUCCCUGCCGAACCUAACAGACCUAUACGUCCGCGACGCCAACUUCCCCGAGACACUGAUGCUGGCCCCCCCACCGCCUGUGUUCGGCGACUCGAGCCGCCAGUCGCAGGCCAACGUGGGCCUGAACCAGGCGCUGGCGGUGUACAGCAAGGGCAUGGACGAGCUGGAGUGGAACUUCACUACGUACCAGCCGUUUGCGGAGGCCGGGAGACGCAUGAGCUCGACGAGGCCGGUGAGUCUGCAUGGCGCGCAGCUGAGUCCGGCGUGGGGAGGAGAGGCGAGGAGGAGCGUGCUGGUUGGGAAUGGGUUUGGGGGCUUUUUGGCUGUGCCUGCGGAGGAGGAGAGACGGCCGAGCACGAGCACGCGGUCGUCGGGAGGGAAGCGAGAGAAGCGAGACCUGUGGCGGUAA